UGUGGCGUCAAUGUUUUCACUGAAGCUUCACCCUUUUUCAGAACCGAAGCUUUGAGAGAGAGAGAGAGAGAGAGAAUAAUGCAGUGGGUGACGAGCGCGCAAGCACAAGUGCAUGUACAAGACGCAUCGACAACACCAACGAUGAUGACGACGUCGCCUCAGCCCAGCUACCAUCAGCCUACUUCCGUCGAAGAAGUCCGUACUCUCUGGAUUGGCGAUUUGCAGUACUGGGUCGACGAGAACUACCUCCAUAAUUGCUUUGCUCACACCGGCGAGGUUAUUUCAAUAAAGAUUAUACGUAACAAGAUCACUGGCCAGCCUGAGGGUUAUGGGUUUGUUGAGUUUGUUUCCCAUGCAGCAGCUGAAAGGAUUCUACAGUCUCACAAUGGCACUCAAAUGCCUGGAACUGAACAAACUUUCAGGUUGAAUUGGGCUUCUUUUGGCAUAGGGGAAAGACGUCCUGAUGCUGGGCCUGAACAUUCUAUUUUUGUGGGUGAUUUAGCUCCUGAUGUUACUGAUUAUCUGUUACAAGAGACCUUUCGAGUUAAUUAUCCGUCUGUUAGAGGUGCCAAGGUUGUGACUGAUCCCAAUACUGGACGCUCAAAGGGAUAUGGAUUUGUCAAAUUUUCUGAUGAGGCUGAAAGAAAUCGUGCUAUGACUGAAAUGAAUGGUUUAUAUUGUUCAACAAGGCCAAUGCGUAUUAGUGCAGCUACACCAAAGAAGACCACUGCGUUUCAACCAUAUGCUACACCCAAAGUAUAUUCAGUUGCAGCAGCAUAUCCCACACCAGCACCCGCUGUGCUUCCAGCAGAAAAUUAUGAUGUAAAUAAUACUACGAUUUUUGUUGGUAACUUGGAUCCUAAUGUCACAGAAGAGGAGCUAAAGCAAACCUUUUUACAGUUUGGUGAAAUUGCCUACGUCAAGAUUCCUGUGGGCAAAGGAUGCGGUUUUGUACAGUUUGGGACGAGAGCAUCUGCUGAUGAAGCCAUCCAAAAGAUGCAGGGAAAGAUGAUUGGCCAACAAAUUAUCCGCAUUUCUUGGGGUAGGAGUCCAACAGCUAAACAGGACGUACCUGGUAGCUGGGGUCAGCAAGUAGAUCCAAGUCAAUGGAGUGCUUAUUAUGGUUAUGGACAAGGCUAUGAGGCCUAUGCUUAUGGGGCUACUCAGGAUCCAUCAUUAUAUGCGUACAACUCAUAUGGUGGCUAUGCAAAUUACCCACAGCAGGUUGAAGGUGUUCAGGACAUGGCAGCUAUGACAGGAGCCGUGCCUGCUGUAGAUCAAAGGGAGGAGUUAUAUGAUCCCUUGGCUACACCUGAUGUUGAUAAGUUAAAUGCUGCUUAUCUCUCCAUUCAUGGAAGUACCAUUUUAGGACGACCCUUAUGGCAGAAAACCUCAUCACUCUCACAGCAAACUUAGGCAUCUCCAGCAUAACUUGGUUGAUAUUCUGGUUUUGAUCCAUGUUUUCUGGAGCUCUACCAGAUUAAGGUGUUCGUGAAGUUAUGCAAUCAGCAUGCGGUCUGGAGAAAAAGCAUCAAGUAUAUGUUUCACGUUGGUACACCAUGGGCACAGUUGGACUAUGAUAUUACAAUCUGGAGUAAAAACAUUCAGGAUGCUCUUCAGCAUACCAUGCUUUAGUGGAAUUUGAGAAUUUUCUUUUUAUUUACGUAGUUUUAUUGUUAUUUUUUUUACACUUUCAUAUUAUGUGGGCUGUGGAUGUCAAUACAGGAGACUGGCCAUUGGCAAAUUUUCAAGUACAGAUAUACUUUGAGCCACAUUUUAGACUGUUGCUUGCUGUAUGUUAUCAAUUUCAGAUUAAUCGACUCCUUUUCUGCCUAAA
Molecule: messenger RNA, 1837 nt
Organism: Quercus robur (English oak)
Lineage: Eukaryota; Viridiplantae; Streptophyta; Magnoliopsida; Fagales; Fagaceae
Product: polyadenylate-binding protein RBP47B'
Exons: 8
Coding region: 79-1416 (445 amino acids)
Cellular component (GO): cytosol
Molecular function (GO): mRNA binding
Source: RefSeq, a predicted model, not a curated record